AUGGAACCACACUGGAACCCAACUGUUGAAGCUCAAGCUGUUGACCGACUUCACCGAAUUGGACAGACCAAGAAAGUUUGGGUUUUUCAUUUUGUGACCCCAAAUACCAUUGAGGAAAAAAUAAUUCAUGUACAAAAUAAAAAGAAACAGUUGGCCCAGUGA
Messenger RNA from Puccinia graminis f. sp. tritici CRL 75-36-700-3, 162 nucleotides. RefSeq names its product adenosinetriphosphatase. The record is from RefSeq and is a predicted model, not a curated record. Lineage: Eukaryota; Fungi; Basidiomycota; Pucciniomycetes; Pucciniales; Pucciniaceae. The transcript is spliced from 3 exons. The coding region runs from base 1 to 162 and encodes 53 amino acids.